Molecule: messenger RNA, 4990 nt
Organism: Triplophysa rosa
Lineage: Eukaryota; Metazoa; Chordata; Actinopteri; Cypriniformes; Nemacheilidae
Gene: ankrd27
Product: ankyrin repeat domain 27 (VPS9 domain)
Exons: 29
Coding region: 524-3880 (1118 amino acids)
Biological process (GO): neuron projection morphogenesis; early endosome to late endosome transport
Cellular component (GO): plasma membrane; early endosome; transport vesicle
Molecular function (GO): guanyl-nucleotide exchange factor activity; SNARE binding
Source: RefSeq, a predicted model, not a curated record
AAGACACAAAACGGUGAUGCAUAUAUUAAGGUCGUUAACGUUUAUUAUGAUGUUUAUCUAAUCCCCCUAUGGUCACAUAUAGACCACUUAGGAAAAUGUAAACAAAGGUGGUCCAGCAAAAUGUCUUGUUUCAGUUUUUUUAACACAAAUAUUUGUACUAAAUACAACCAUCAUGGGUUUCCUUUGAGAACAUCUUAAGUGAUUCUGAAAAUUCAAAGCAUCAAACUGAUUUUAAUUGUAAAAUCAUUUUCGACAUGCCCACGUCCCGUUGCCGUUCUUGCCAGAUCCUGUCCUGAUCACGGGGGCAAAGUUCUCGCUCAGCCCAGUCUGUUAUGGCCUGGAGAAACAGAUCACAUGGCAAAUCUCACAUUCUUCAGGGUCUCAGCAGACAGUCAUCCAAACAAUCCUCCCAUGAUGCUCAGUAUGAGGGGUGGAGGCCCUGUGGAAUAUCAGCCGGCCUUGUCCUCUCAGAGCGCCCAUGUGAUUCUGUAUUCCUCAACUGGGCACUCUGAACCUCACCCUUAUGGCUUUCUUCAUCCUUAUUCAACAUUUGAAAAGUUUGAAGAUGAAAUUGUUCAUGGUGUCGCAAGCUCUCUUUAACCACCAUAAAUAUGAGCUGGAGUUUAGGACACAUAUGGCUGUGUAUGAUGAGAAUAUCCUGAAGAACCCUUUUUAUCUGGCUCUGGAAAAACACAGACCGGACCUGUGCAGCAAGGUGGCAGAACUUCGUGGAAUUAUUCUGGUACCGUGUCGUGGAAGUUUACCGGUCGGCACUUUUCCUGCAUCUCAGUUUGAUGGAUAUGUCCUUCAGCCUGCUGAGCAAGGUUACCAGACAUUAGAUGGAAAGGAAGUGUCUAUAGAAAAGAAUCAGGUGCGAUUGGAUGCAGGGUUUCCCAGUCCCAUUUCUGUCCCCAUCUUGUUUGAGGAGACUUUCUACAAUGAGAAAGAGCAGGCGUACAAUAUACUGUGUAUCUCACGGCCCCUUGACUCUGACCACAGCCCUGAAGAGGUAAGUUCGGUUUCUGCGACAUACUGUCUGAAGAAGAUUGAGGAUGUAAGAGAUUUUUUGGGCCGUCAUGCUGAAAAGCUGGACAAGUUUGUGGAAAUCUUCUGUCAGACCUUUAAAGAACAGGAGAGGAAGGGCCUUCGACAUCACAUAGACUCUGUAAAUACUCUUUACACAAAAUGUCUUCAGUGCCUGUUGAAAGACUCUCAUCUGAAGCUCCUGGCAAGACAAGAAAUACAGAUGACUCUACUCAAACAAGCAGUGGAGAUGUACAUUCAUCAUGGCAUCCAUGAUCUACUCUUUAGUUACGUGGGAACUCUUGAAGCUAGUCGGGAUGCAGCGUUCAACAAAAUGACGCGGUCGCUACAAGAUCUGCAACAGAAAGAGCUGGGUGUGAAGACAGAAUUCAGUCUAAAUAUCCCUCGAGCUAAGUGGGAGUUGAGUGAGCUGAACGCUUGUAAGUCUCCUCAGCAGAAGCUGCUGUGUCUCAAGAAGGUUAUUCUGACCAUCAUGCAGCCGAUCAGACGCAAUGAUGCAGCUGUUAACAUUGAGGCCAUGUGUGCCGAUGAUCUGCUGUUAGUCAUUCUCUAUCUGUUGGUCAAAACUGAGAUUCCUAACUGGAUGGCGAAUCUGAGUUAUAUCAAGAAUUUCCGCUUCUGUAACUCCUGUAAGGAUGAUCUGGGUUACUGUCUCACUUCAUUCGAGGCUGCUGUGGAGUACAUCAGUCAGGGCAACCUCAACCAGAGCACACUGGAUGCAGGAAACAGGAUGUCUUUCAGACAGAAGUUGGACCUGCUCUCCCAGAACGCUGCCACACCUAUAGACCAUCUGUUUGAGCACAUUGUGAGUGGUAAUGUGUCAGAGGUGCAGCGUUUGCUGUGUGAGAGUGAGAAUGAAGAGGACGGGAUGAAGAUGUGUCACCCGCUCUGCUCAUGUGAUGCCUGUGACCUCCGUAUCUCAGGGAGGUUAAACGAUCCGUCCAUAGUCACUCCGUUCUCUCGUGAUGACAGAGGUUACACUCCUCUUCACAUUGCUGCUAUUUGUGGUCAGUCUGCACUGAUCGAUCUUCUGGUUUUAAAGGGAGCCGUGGUGAACGCCACCGAUUAUCACGCCCUCACACCGCUGCACCUCUCCUGUCAGAAGGGUUUCCAGGGAGUCACGUUGCUGCUGUUGCAUUAUAAGGCGAACACAGACGCUCAGGACAUCAACGGCAACACUCCGCUUCACCUGGCCGGCAUGUACGGACAUGAGGAUUGUGUGAAGGCGCUGGUUUACUUCGACCUGCACGCGUGCCGGCUGAACGUUCAGAAUGAUAAAGGGGACACGCCGCUGCAUAUCGCCGCUCGCUGGGGUUAUGAGGGCAUCAUGGAGGUGCUGCUGGAGAACGGAGCAUCAACCCUCAUCCAUAACAAAGCCAAAGAGACGCCGAUGCACUGCGCUCUCAACUCAAAGAUUUUAUCGUUGCUGGAGCGCAGACGUAACGACUCCAGUAAAAUGGAAAGUGGAUUUGAGUCUCCGAGUCGAUCUCCACAGCCGUCCGACUGCAGCAGUAGACGCUCGUCUGUGUCCAGCGUGUCUUCACUGGAAAUAACAAUACCAGAAAUCGAACGCAUCAAACACAGAGAGAUCGAGAAGUUGUUAAGAGCAGUGGCUGAUGGAGAUGUGCAGAUGCUGCGUUAUCUUUUGGAAUGGGUGGAUGAAGAGCCAGAGGAGGAGGAAGUUGAGGUUUCAGCUAAGACAGAGCUGUGCCAUCCGCUCUGCCAGUGUGCCGACUGUGAGCCUACGCAAAAGAAAAUAUCCGGCGUGCAGCAGGAUGGUGUGGGUGUGAACAGCAGUAGUGUUGACGGCUUCACUCCGCUUCAUGUGGCAGCGCUGCACGGGCACACAGCUCUGGUAUCUCUACUCACCCGUCACGGUGCCAACAUCAACGCUCGCAACAAUCAGAGCGCCACUCCACUGCACCUGGCAUGCCAGAACACCCACAUACAGGUGGUGUCUGCCCUGCUGGAGUGUAACGCCAAACUGAAUAAGAAAGAUCAUUACGGGAACACACCGCUGAUUCACGCCUGCCUAAAGGGACAUGUGGAGAUAGCCAGCGUCCUGCUGGAGAGCGGUGCGUUGGUGAAUGUGGUUAAUAAUCACGGUAACACUGGUCUUCAUGAGGCCGUGAGGGGGGGACACGUCCAGCUGGUGGAGCUGUUACUGCACAGAGGAGCUCUGGUACACAUACGCAACAAGAGACAGAGAACCGCCCUCGACUGCGCACACGACACCGGCGGCAAGAACACCGAGAUUCAGAGGCUUCUGCAGAAAGCGUGUGCUGAGACUGUUGAGUCUAACCUGAUCAAAUCACACUCCGCAGGGCCAGAGAGGAUUGUGGAAAUGCAAAGAAGUAAAAGACAUCAGAGUCCUGAUGGUGGCGGUGGCAAGAUAACUGACGCUAAACAAAGAUCUCAGAAAAGGCCUGACAGAGCUGCCACCACCACAGGCGCAGUAGAUCAGACUGACAGACGGAGACUGAUGAGAGGAGAAACGAUAGACAGCAGCGCUCCGUUCUGUCAUUCUCAGACGCAGCACGACCCAUCAGGCAUGCACUCGCCACAUGCCAAGACCAAGAGCCUGACCCGCUGUCACACCAUCAGUCAGGACCUGACCCGCCACUCGCUUCAGACCCCAGAACACAUCUCCACUGCAGACCAGACAGAUGAGUUGAAUGAACUUCAGGGGUCUACCGACUCCCUCGAACCCACACCUGACCUCGAGCGGGAGACCAGGGGCUCAGCAUCAGGGCGGGAUGAGGAGAAGGAAGACGCUCUGCGCAGAGGAAGUGAUGUGGAUUCGGCCUCUACAGAGAUGGACAGUGUUGUGUUGUGAUUCACAAAGACUCAUGCUGUACGGUUAGCUUUUAGUUGCCAUGGCUACAGUGUCUAAACGUUAUUAACUUAAAUAUGCAGAACAAGAGAGUGGCAUUAUGGCUUUCCUCAUGUCUCUGGUUUACAAUAUAAACAUCGGUUUUAGAGAUUUUAGGGUUCAGAGUUAAGCUCCACAUUAAGAAGUGAAAAUGAACUUUUUGGUCGUUUUGAAAAGAAAAUGAAAAAGCUUUUUGCACGUGUGUACAUGAUAAAAGAAGCAACAAAAACAGGGAUGAAAUGCAUUUCGAGGUGACCCUUUAAGAUGAGAACCAGCUUGAAAUUAAGGAUUUGUUACUGACACGUAUAAAGGGAGACAUUCAGGAUGACUUAUGCACAAAAAUGAUGGACCAUUUUUUUAUUGCACUUUUUUCUGUUAACAAAGGGACAGUUAGGUAUGAAAUUGCUUGGUAGCAUCAAAUUUGUUUUAUUUUUUUGCAUAGAUUUAAAAUCUGUAUUACAUCAUGGUGUUCAUCACAAAGGCAAACUUUUACUAGUCACUUUGUCAUUUUUUUCCUUUUUUUGUCUUACGACAUUUUUCUUUUAUGUUUUAGGUCCUGUUGUGUGUGAAUAUCCUCUCUAAAUCAGACAAAAAAAAUACUUUUUAAUAUCCCGACCAGUUUAAUAAUAAAUGUUUAGGUUUGCAAGUGUAAUCUAUCUGUGACCAGCAGGGGGCAGUGUUUCAUCCGCAGCUCUAACGCACUUUACGCACCUGCAACAUUUGUUUGGUUUGUGCGCAUAAAACUUGAUUUACAGUCCGCUCACUUUACAUUGUCCCACAUUGCGUCUCUCUUAAUCCAGUUGUGGGCGUAGGUUAGCAUGAAUGCUGGACAUGAACGUGUUAAAUGCCUGAACGUAAAACAGAGCUGGCAUGUCUUUGAAUGUAUGUGUUCAUUUCGGCAUGGGCUUGCUGUGACCGAUCCGGAAAACUAGAGAGGAGUUAUUUUUGUACAAUUGCAUUUCAGUGUCGUUUUGUGUGACAAUGCGGUAAAUGUGCCUUAUUUCAUUUGUGCCAAAUAAUCUAUAAUAAACCCCUACGAGAACAAAAAUAGUCUGUAAUAUUGUUUGAUAUCAC